Linnemannia hyalina is the source of this 735-nucleotide messenger RNA. Lineage: Eukaryota; Fungi; Mortierellomycota; Mortierellomycetes; Mortierellales; Mortierellaceae. The record is from the annotation of a GenBank genome assembly.
AUGCCAGACAACAUCGAGUUCCAGCCAUUGGCAACAUCCGACCCCCUCGACGACGACCAACCCAUCACAACCUCCACCACCCCAAAGAAACCAAACCCACACUCGCCCAAACACAACUCAUUCGCCGCACAAAUCGAGCGGCUAGGGGAUAUGGCCAUCUCUGGCCUGGGCCCUGUCUUGAUCUCGCUCGCCUUCCUCCUCCUCUCCGUCACCAUCGGUGAUGCCAUGUUUCAAGAUGUUCUCGGCGAGAUGGAGACAUACACAGCGACCCCUCCUAUCUGCAAACGAUCCUGUGUGUACUUUGUCAUCGUGGGAGCUGGACCCUUCAUGCUCGCCGCGGACGCCAGCAGCGAUAACAAUUGGCCGUACUGGAUGGACCGAUCGCUGGUCGCAUUCUCAGAAGUGUUGGCUGUGGCUAUUGGCGUUGCAGUAGGUGGCAUGGGCAUCUGGCACUGGUACCUCGCGCUGACGGCGCAGACGACGUUGGAACAGUACAACAACGCGUACAUGAAAAAGAUCUGCAAGAAGCGUGGCGAAACGUUCACAAAUAUGUACGAUUUCGGAAUCAUUGGCAACUUCCAGGAUAUCUUCAAUAUUGGGCCAAGGGGGCAUUACCCCUGGUACACGGCCCUACUCCCUAUCCGCAUUCCGCCCAUUGGAAACGGCAAGCGGUAUGAGAGGAGUGGGCGUGGGUAUGUCCUUGACUUUGGCGAUGAUGAUGAGGAUAUGGUCUGA